Pochonia chlamydosporia 170 is the source of this 258-nucleotide messenger RNA. RefSeq lists its product as hypothetical. Bases 1 to 258 code for a protein of 85 amino acids. Lineage: Eukaryota; Fungi; Ascomycota; Sordariomycetes; Hypocreales; Clavicipitaceae. The transcript has a single exon. The record is from RefSeq and is a predicted model, not a curated record.
AUGAGGGUCUUGUACAUAAUACUCUGCGUUCUCCAUUACGUGUAUGCUCUACCGCGGGCACCCAGUAAGUAUUCCGCCGUUUACGCCAAGUGGAAUGUGCCAAAUGUUGACUCAACUCGACGGCUUCUAUCCGGAACAUCCACUUCGUCAUUGCUCGUCCUUCAGCUGGCACAAGGUGCCGAGAUCUUAGGUUGCUACACGGCCCCUCGUGCCGGUUUGCCGCUCGCUGGUAUUCGACGACAAGACGUCAACUGGUAG